AACUGGCUAUAAAAUCGUUCGACAACACAGCAGCAGUCUAUUGAUUAUUUGCUGUCUUUCUCACUGAAGCUAGAUCGGCGGUUUCCUCUAUCGGUGUUCAUAAACGGGUCGGAUCUUUUUGGCAGAUGGAGUCUGGAGGGAAAGUGAAGAAGGGAGCCGGAGGAAGGAAAGGUGGGGGUCCGAAGAAGAAGCCCGUUUCUAGGUCGGUCAAAGCCGGCUUGCAGUUUCCGGUUGGGAGAAUCGGGCGGUACUUGAAGAAAGGAAGAUAUUCGCAGCGUGUUGGAACUGGUGCUCCAGUUUACUUGGCCGCUGUUCUCGAGUACCUAGCUGCUGAGGUGCUGGAAUUGGCUGGAAAUGCAGCAAGAGACAACAAGAAGAACAGAAUAAUACCGCGGCAUGUUUUGCUUGCUGUGAGAAAUGAUGAAGAGCUUGGGAAAUUGCUUGCAGGUGUGACCAUUGCUCAUGGAGGAGUCCUUCCAAAUAUCAACCCUGUUCUGUUGCCCAAAAAGAGUGAAAAAGCUGCAAAGGAACCAAAGUCUCCCUCUAAGGCCACCAAGUCCCCCAAGAAGGCUUAAGUGCUUUCUUCCUAGCUGAAAGCCAAUUUGGGUGCCUCAACUCUUCUGCUUUGGUUGUAUGUAAUUUUGGGUUAUUUUGUUGUAGGGGAAGUUUGAAACAUUGUGUAGUCCCUUUGAUAACUGUAAUACUAUUUUAGGAUUGACAUUUUUAGAUUAAUGCAAUGAAACUUCUUGUUUCUGUUUCUUGGAAA
Messenger RNA from Manihot esculenta (cassava), 766 nucleotides. Its product is annotated as histone H2A. Gene Ontology annotation, molecular function: structural constituent of chromatin; protein heterodimerization activity; DNA binding. The record is from RefSeq and is a predicted model, not a curated record. The coding region runs from base 126 to 575 and encodes 149 amino acids. The transcript has 2 exons. Gene Ontology annotation, cellular component: nucleosome. Lineage: Eukaryota; Viridiplantae; Streptophyta; Magnoliopsida; Malpighiales; Euphorbiaceae.